UUAAAUUUUACGCAUUUUAUACAUUUACCCGAUUUUAAAGGGUGCUUUUUAUAUGUAUUUUAUAAGUAGUACUUAUUGAAUAGCUGUGAUAACGACAUAACUGAUCUGCGUCACUGGUUGCGUUCUUGAUUAUUUGUAAAUUUGUUUUAAAUUGUGAUACGGCUGCAAUGAAACAAAAGUUAUAUUAGAUCAGAAUGGUAGCUGCUGGAGCCACAGUUUUAAUGGCAACCAGUGAAGAAAGUUCUUCAAAUGGAACACAAAAUAAUUCCACACGAUAUGAGAAUCAAAAUGUUUGUUCUCAUUAUAAUGAAGUGCAUCAUAAUCAGCAAAAUUCAGAAUGUCCAAUUAAAAAGAAUAUAACAUCCUGUACUGUGAAUAAGAAUAAAAGUCGUAGCUCCAUGUUGGAAAAGAAUAGUCGGUUGAUUUCAAGAUCAGAAAAUAAAGAGAGUAGCAAGAAUCUUGCAUUGUAUAAAACAGCACCAAUUCGUGAAACUAAAGCUUCUAGAUUACGUGCUGCUUCAAUUUUACAAUCACCUAAUGGUGGAACAGUGUUAUCAAGGAGAUUAGGUAUGUCUGAAACUUCUACACCUUUGGGUCUUCAACCUAGUACUAGUUUAUCAGUUAAAGAUGAACAUUCAAUAUCAAGUAAUAGUAGUAUUAUAAAUUCUGUACGAGAAAGGGAUAAAAGCUAUAAGCGAAAAUCAUAUUUAAAUCGGUCACUAAAUAUGGAAACAACAGGAGAUCGUUCCAAUCAAUCUGAAUGUAAUAUUAGACAAACCAGAAGACAAUCAAAUAAACAAGGUCACAUAUCUGAUGCAAUAUCUACUUCAAAUUCUAGUAAUCAACAUCAAACAACAACUAAUUUAAGUAAAAAAUCUCUUGAGUCAAAAGUGGCUUCCUCAAAAGUUAAAGAAAAUUAUUCAAAAACUUAUACAUUGCCUUCUGUUAACUUUCCUGUUAAUACUAAACAUUCAAAUAUACAACGAACUACUAGCGGCGGACAUAGUGAUUCAGAAGUUUCGCGAAGAGUUGAUGCAUUAACAGCAUUAACAAAAUCUGCGAUAGAACGCGUAGAAAGACUUGCGUCGCACGUAAAUCUAUCGACAAAUUAUGGACCACGGUUGGAGAACCAUUUAUCUAAUACAACAUGCCAAGGAAAUUCUUCUACUACUACAGAAAGUAAUACAAGUAAUGCGCGUGCAUUGCAAUCAUCACCAAGAAAAAGUUCUAUUUUAAAAAAGGCAAAUGAUGAACACUCUCAAGAAGGACCUUUAAAUCAUCAACAUACACCAGUUUCAAUUCUCAAACAUAAGAUAUCUGAUAGUGAUACAGGUCAAAAUUUAUCGAAUUCUGUGGGCCAUACAGUUUUACCUGUGACAUUUUCACCGUCUGUAAUGGAACCGACGCAUAAAAGACAUGGCAUUUUAAAGAAACGUAGUAGUUUGGAUGAAAGUGAAAUACUUCGGCGGCGUAGUUGUUCACCCGACAUUUCAUCUACCGAUAAUACAUAUUCUGAAUUCAGGCCAAUAUUAAAGAAUCAAAGGCGAUCAUCUCUGGACGAAAUUAUCAAAAGGGUUCAGAGUCCAGAUCCUCAGCCUACUUCCAUAUUAAAGAGAAAAUCAUCUAGAGAAGAUGAUAGGGAGGAUCGCCAGGUUGGUUCUUUAGAACCGCAGGGUAUACUUAAAAGAAAGUCUACAAAUAGCCUACGAACAACUAGCGUUAAUCAUCAUGUGACCAUUACAAUGGAUGCAACAAGUGUGAGUGGUCCCGAAAUACUAGACAGUUCCGAAGUGAGGCCAAUCUUAAAGAAAAAGCACAGUAGGGAAGAAUCAUUUGGUAGCGAUCCACCAUCUUUAGAACCACGACCAAUACUGAAGAAAAAGUCAAGCACUGAAUCAGAUGAACACGACGAUAAACCGAAAAAAACUAUUCUAAAAUGUACUCGGAAAAACUCACAGGAUGAAUGUAAUUACGAAACAGAAUUAACGUCACCAAAAAAAUUGUCAAUGCUUAGAAAUCGUGCUUUACAAAGUAGAACAAGUGGAGCGUUGGAAAAUGAUCCUGUACGACCUAUAUUAAAGCAAUCUGGCAAUAGAGACAACGAAUUGCGAGUCCGUCAAACAAUCAUUAGUGAUGAUAUAUCUGCUGAGCCAGCAGAUUUAUUUUUGCGAAAAAGAGCUCAAUCUGUGGGUCAUAUGCAACCCUCCAGCAUUCCUAUUGAAUUCAUUGGUGUACUUAACAAACGAAGAUCUCUUGAAUUAAUAUCUGUGAACGAUACAUCGGAAGAAAAUACGCAAGCGAAAUUAACAACCGAUAGCGUCUAUUUAAAAACAAACCUUUCUCUGAGUGAUGAGAGUGCCAAUACUUCUACUGUUCCUUCUGACACACAAUACAGCAUAACAAGAGAGACACUUGCAGACAAGGAAAAGCAAGCGGUCACAGUAUUUGAGACUGCAGAAGGAAGUGAAGUGAAUUUGUAUGAACUUCCUAUAAAUAAUAGUAUUGAUAAUAGUACUCCACUUUCUACUAAAAUGAGUGAUAAAGAAUAUUCAAAUGAUGAAGUACCACUUUUGCAAGGAAAAUCAGAUGAUGGAAAUACUCAAGGAAGUAAUGGGAUGCACCAUAGCAACAGUGUUUCUAAAAUGGCAUUGCAUUUUAAAGCAUUACAAGAAAAAGCAAAUUCGAAAGAAAAGGAUGGUUUGUCUCAAAAGACAUCGAGUAAAGGUUCACGUGGCAUACAACGUUAUAGAGAACGAAAGAAUCAAGGAAACGAUAGAUUUAACACGCAACCGGUAACUUUUCAAGAAGUGCAGGAAGCGGUUUUACAAAAUCAACGCAAUGCUACAUCGGCUAGAAAAUCGAGUUUGACAGAAGAUAGUUUAACAGCAACUGAUGAUGAGUUUGAUCCUUCUAAAUUAAGUUUGGCAGAACGAGUGCGUUUAUUUAAUCAAAAAAUUGAUACUGAAAAGAAUUCAGUAUCCAAUAACGUAUCAUUAGAAAGGCAUUCGCGUAGACGGCCAGCUGCUCGUUAUAAAACACAACCAGUUACAUCUGAAGAAGUUGAAGUAGCGUCUCGAAUAUCCCCAUUAAGUACUAUUAAUCAAUCUUCUUUAGAUACUGGUGAUGUACCAAAAAGCAUUUUAAAACCUGUAACGUUACACGCGCAUAGUUUGCCCCGUGCAAAAAGUCCUGAACUUGAAGGUAUGAAGUUAAUAAAAUCUGUACUUAAAAGGGAAUCUGAGGAAUUAGAACAACAGAUACUAGAAGAUUGUGAUACUUUACCACGUUCUAUAUUAAAAUCUAAUGUAAAAUUGGAAGAAAAUAAAACAGGAAGCAUAAUGGAAAAUAAUUAUUCUACACAGUAUGAUUUGAGUUGUGCCUAUACUGGGAAGGAUAACCAUACAGAAGGUAGGCAAUAUGAAAUUAAACAAAAACAUACAGUGCCUUUUCACAAAAAUAGUACUCAGGAUGAAUUAAAUAGAACAAGAUUCAAAUCUGCAUUAGAUGACGUAGAUAAUAUUCAAACUAUAAUUACUACAUCUAAGAAACAUGAAGAAACACAUCAAACAUCUGGAGGUGAGACAUCCUCUGUAAGUCAUGAAACAUGUAACAUAAAAGAUGAAGCUGUGCCUCCUUAUCAUCAGCCUAUUUUUUCAAAACAAACCAGGUAUGCUUCAUUGUUGAAGAGUGCCAGUCAUCACGCGAUUAGCAACAAAAUCAACGAAAGUGAAUCAAGUAAUCCAACAAUACAAAAGCAGCAUGCUGUAGCUCUCCCAGGAUUAUAUCGUAGUGCAACGCAAGCAAUACCAACAAUAGAUACUAAUGAUGGUCCAAGCAUGAGUAUUGCAGAACGGUUGGCUGCUCUGCAACGUAGCGGAAAUACAAACUGGAAGCGACGUAUAGCACCUGAGAUGUCUAAUUUAUCGGAUGCACUGAACUCUAAUUCAUCUAAUAAAGAAGAAUUGAGUAUCAAACAAGGAGUACUUGCCGAUUGUCUUGGAAAAUUAGAAUCCGCUACAGAGGGAUGGAAGAAGAGAAUAGCUGCUUCGGAUGCAACGAAGUUUACAGUAGCUGGCAAAAUGAAGGUAGAAAAGCCAGAAAAGUUAGAUCCAGGACCAUCUUCGCCCCUUAUCGAAGUUACAGGAAACAUUAUAGAUAGAAAGAAGAAAACGCCUCGUCCUGAACGAUUUAGAGCGAAAAAAGGAUACGCGAAAGAUAUUGUAUCUACUCCAACUAGUCCAAAUAAGGAUUCAUGUAUUAAAUUACGAGGAAGCUUUUCUGAACCUACAAGCGAUGAUAGUGGAGAGGAAUUAAAAACAGAGAAAAAUGUGUCACCUGUUGUCCCAGUACCUAAAAUAGAUGAUGAAACGUUCACCUCCUUCUUUACUGGAAUUUCAUUAGAGAAAUGCGAGGCUGAAUCUGUUGAUUUAAAUGAAAGCGAUUUUGAUAUGAUUACAACACAAUCCGAAUUACUGGUUCAAAAACGAAAUAUACGGUUGAAACGGCGACGUAUGAUAUCUAGAAAUCCUCUUAGAACGCUUGCCGCUCGUACUGAUUUGAAAUCAGAGUAUACUGAGAUACGAACUGGUGUUGCAGAAAAAGUAAUGAAACAAUUAAACGUCGAGAAACUAGCUAAAAAUUCAUCGUUAGCUAUGGAAGCUCUAGCUGGCCUAGCUUCUACUGAAGACUUUAGUAAUAUAACAUUAAGGAAUGUAGCAGAAACAAAUAUUUCAACAAAUAGGUUACAACCAUACAAAGACUUAAUGUUACUUUUGAUUAAAGGCAGACGGCACGUACAAGUGAGAUUAGUUGAGCCAAUAGUGGAAAGUAUAAAUAGUGGUGAUAAUUUUGUUCUUGUAACAAAAUCAGAGGUUUAUAAUUACAUUGGAAAGUAUUGCAACGUUAUUGAGAAAGUUCGAGGUGCAGAAAUUGCAAUGAGUAUUCAGCAAAAUAAAGAUCUUGGUUGCCAAGCAUCUCAAGUAAUUACUAUUAAUGAAGAUAAAGUAACUUGUACAAAAAGUCAGUUGCAAAAAUUUUGGAAUUGCCUCGGCGUUGAAAGUGAAAACAUGGAUGUUAUUGAUGGCGGGCAUCCUGAAGAGGAUGAACUUUAUGAAACAUUUAUGAUUGAUACAAAUAUGGUAUAUGAAAUUAAAGAUGAGGAGCUGGUGCCUCUUGAAAAAUAUUGGGGUGGUAUACCAAAAAUUGAAAUGCUUGAUCCAAAUAAGGUGCUAGUAUUUGAUUUUGGUAGUGAAAUGUACAUAUGGAGUGGAAAAGGAGCUUCUGCUGAUAAAAAAAGACUCGCAACGCAUCUUGCUACAGAAAUGUGGCAAGAAGGAUACGAUUAUUCGGAAUGCACUGUAUGUCCAAUUAACGCGGCAUCUAUGAUUGGUAGACGCACCGUAUCAAAAACGGACUUAAAAUUUGCUAAAAGCAGACCUAAAUGGUGUUUACUUGCCAAGUUGACACAGCACGUCGAAACGAUACUUUUCAGAGAAAAAUUCCUUGAUUGGCCAAAUGUUUCUGGUAUAAUACGUGUUCGAGGCACUAAGAACAAAGAGCAAGUUGAUGGAACUAUAACUAUAGAAGUGUGCAAUAUUAAUAAUUUGCUGGAAGAAAAUAUGACUCCUGUUGAUUUAGUUCUUGAAGGAAGUCAUUUGGGCAGAGGCACUGGUUGGUAUGACAAUGAGUUAAUGAAACAAACCAUUGUCACGACAACGGGUGUGCAAGUUUGGCAUAUUGACGAAUUCUCGCAUACUCUUCUGGGUGAUUCAUCUGUUGGACAAUUUUAUUCUGGAGAUAGUUAUAUCGUGCAUUGGAUGUAUUCUAUUACCAUUACUGGGCGUGAGCUUAGUGGUUUACCAUCGAAACAUUCUGCAAAAGGUCGCGAUCGCUCGGUAUAUUUUAUUUGGCAAGGGCAAAAUGCGUCUUUGAAUGAACAAGGUGCUGCAGCAUUACUAACUAUUGAAUUAGACAAUGAUCAAGCGCCUCAGCUUCGGGUAGUCCAAGGGCACGAGCCAGCUGCAUUUCUAAAUUUAUUUUCUGGAGGAAUGAUUGUACAUAGUGGCAAGAAAACGAAUACAAAAUGCGACGAACGGUGGCGAUUGUAUAUAUGUCGAGGUACUUUAGAGUCAGAGGUGUCUUUAAUAGAGAUUCCUUGUAGUACUCGUCAAUUACGGAGCAGAGGUUCUCUUAUAUUAUUAGACACUAAAAACGACAAAAUUUAUGUGUGGCAUGGAUCUAAUACAUUACCUCAUAUUAAAAAGAAUGUAUUUAGUGCAGCGACCAAAUUAAAAGAAAAUCGACCUCAGGAAACGGGCUUGUCGCCUGAAAGUGAUGUAGAAAUUUUUGAAAGUGAUGAGGGAAUGGAACCCGAGGAAUUCAUUACUGCAUUAGGGAGAAUGAACAAAAAACUGUAUGUGUCGUUAGAAAAAGAUGAAUUACAGGAACAUACCCCAAGACUGUUUCAUUUGUCAAGCAUUUCUAAGGAAUUUAAAUCGGUAGAAAUAUUGUGUCCUCAUCGUGCUUCUUUGCCAACUCCAUUUCCUUUUCUGCAGGAAGAUUUAUAUCAAGUGCAUCAACCAGCCUUAUUUUUAUUGGAUAAUAAAAAUGAAUUAUGGAUAUGGCAAGGCUGGUGGCCAAAUACUGGGGCGGAAGAUCAAUCUGGUAGUAAAGCAGUUAGAUGGCAAGCUGAAAGAAGAGCAGCCAUGACAAUGGCCAUGCAGUAUUGGCAAACAAUUCAUCCAGAAACUAAUAAAUAUCCAAUUUAUCUAGUCUGGGCUGGUCUCGAACCUUUACAAUUUAUAAACUUAUUUCCUACGUGGACAUAUCGCGACGAUAUCGCGGAAUUAAAUAUAGAGGAUGGGCGAAAUCCUGGAGAGGUGUUGACUGUUGAAAGCGAAUUGGUGCGCUUAACACAGAGUACGUAUCCUCCAGCUCAAUUAUUACAACGACCACUACCGGAAGGAGUUGAUCCUACACACUUGGAAUUGUAUCUAUCCCAACAACAUUUUCAAGAACUGUUAGGUAUGACUCAAGAAGAAUUUCAAGAACUUCCAGUUUGGAAACAAGUGAACCUUAAAAAAGAAAUAGGGCUUUUCUGAUGAAACGUCCAAACUGCCGAUCCUACGAAAAAUAGC
This is a messenger RNA of Habropoda laboriosa, 7136 nucleotides long. It is a transcript of the gene Svil, whose product is annotated as supervillin-like. The transcript is spliced from 27 exons. Lineage: Eukaryota; Metazoa; Arthropoda; Insecta; Hymenoptera; Apidae. Gene Ontology annotation, biological process: barbed-end actin filament capping; actin polymerization or depolymerization; actin filament severing. The record is from RefSeq and is a predicted model, not a curated record. Bases 195 to 7100 code for a protein of 2301 amino acids. Gene Ontology annotation, cellular component: actin cytoskeleton; cytoplasm. Gene Ontology annotation, molecular function: actin filament binding; phosphatidylinositol-4,5-bisphosphate binding.